Papilio xuthus (Asian swallowtail) is the source of this 1844-nucleotide messenger RNA. Lineage: Eukaryota; Metazoa; Arthropoda; Insecta; Lepidoptera; Papilionidae. The record is from RefSeq and is a predicted model, not a curated record.
CUCAUAAUUAUAGUGUUUUUGGUAUUCGUUCUUAUAGCUGAUGUGAGUGAGAUUUGUGAUGUUGCUGUUAAUAUUAUCUUUAAUCGUGUUCGCAUUGUACUGGGUAUGGGGAUGGUGUGUGACAUCACGUUUGGAACCCCCCGAACAUCCCGGUAGGGUUCCACUCAUUGGACAUCUACACAUUUUCUUAGGAAACACUAUUACCCUAUGGAACACUGUAAAGGAAUUAUCGUACACCAGUUUGCGAAUGGGUGGUGUGACAUCCAUAUAUUUUGGACCUCGGAUUGUUUAUGUUUUGACAGAUCCUGACGAUUAUUUGACUGUCGCUAACGCAUGUCUACAAAAGGAUAGUAUCUAUAAUAUUGCUAAACCCUGGCUCGGGGAAGGGUUAAUCACAGCAACACUGUCAAAAUGGAAGCAUCAUCGAAAGUUGUUGAAUCCAGCAUUCAGUCAUCUCGUGUUGCACGGUUUCCAAGGAGUUUUUAAUAGUCAGUCCCGUCGCCUGGUGAGGGAUAUGGCAUCGGAGGCGGGGAAAGGACCUUUCGAUCACUGGGCUUACACGCGACGGAAUGCGUUGGAGACUAUCUGCUUGACCGCUCUGGGAGUUGAUUUCUGUGAGAACAGUGUUCUGAACAGUCAGUAUGAGCACGCGGCGGAGCAGAUGCUCACCGUGCUGGUGGAGAGGUUCCAGAAGUUCUGGCUUAGCAGCGACUUUAUAUACAACUGGUCGAGCCUGAAGAAGAAACAAGAGAGAUGUCUGGAUAUAUUGCACAGUAUGUCAAACACGAUUAUAAAAACGCGUAAAGCUUCAUACUUAAGCAAUAAGAAGAAUGGAUUAGAAGCAUCCACAGGAACGAAAUUCAAGGCGUUUUUGGAUCUUCUAUUAGAGUUAUCUAUUGAGAAAGGAGCGUUUAACGACUUGGAGAUAAGGGAGCAAGUAGACACAAUGAUAGUCGCAGGACACGACACGUCUGCUAAUGUUUUAAUGUACACCUUAGUUAUGAUUGGAUCGUAUCCGAAGGUGCAGGAGAGAAUUUUCAAAGAGUUAUACGACAUUUUCGGGAAUGACGAUAGAGAUGUGACUAAGCAAGAUUUAUCUCAAUUGGUAUACUUAGAGGCCGUGCUGAAGGAAACUAUGCGGGUUUACACCAUUGUGCCCAUGACUGCGAGGUGGCUUGAUAGAAAUGUCAAACUAAAGAACUACACGUUAACCGCUGGUCGGACCUGCCUUAUGUUCGCGUACGGGGUCCAUAGACACGCCAUGUGGGGACCUGACGCUGAGGAGUUCAAGCCCGAACGCUGGCUGGAUCCGGCCACUCUGCCGCAAAGUCCCAACGCCUUUGCUGCAUUUAAAAUGGGCAGAAGAAAUUGUUAUGGUAAAACGUACUCCUAUUUGUCGAUGAAAACAACGUUGGCUCACCUAUUACGUCACUACCGAGUACAAGCCGACCAUAAUAAGAUGAUAUUAAAAGUUGACGUCAUGCUCAAACCUGAAUGCGGUCACUUUAUAUCCAUAGAGAAGAGAUAAAAUGUUAAUUCCAAAUAAAUACCUGUAUAAAAUUAUUCUUUGCUUAUUAAAAAUCACUUACAUACAUAAAAAAAAUACAACGUGCUCUAAAAUUCAGGAUUUAUUUUUAAAAUUAUUUUUCCCCACGUAGUUAUCGACCUGGCUGUACACCAGAACCGAUUUAUCGUUGAAUUUUGGCACACGCUGUAUAUACGCGUAAAAAACAAUACCCUUUUCGAGAAUUUUAACAUUAUUUUUAUCAAAUUGUAUUAAUUACUGUACAUACAUAAGUUUAUUUUUAAUUUCCAAUUAUAUUAUGUAUCAUAAAUAUCGAAAU